CCCCGCGCGAACGCUAUAUAACUCCACGGCGAUUAUGAAAUUUGCGCGCCAAACUCCCCACUCCCUUCCCCCUCCCGCCAAAUGCGGCGGCCUCCUCUCCCACCUAUUAUCCGCUUCUCCUCGUCCUCCACCUCGUCCUCGUCCUCGUCCUCGUCCUCCUUUAGCACGAAGCCCAAAUGGAACUCCAACCCCAAUCUCCGCAUCACCCACCCCGUCCUCUCCCUCGUGGAGUCCUGCGCCUCCAUGGCUCAGCUCCGCCAGAUCCAGGCCCACAUGACCCGCACAGGCCUCAUCGCCCACCGCUUCCCCGUGAGCCGCGUCCUCGCCUUCUGCGCCCUCGCCGACCCCGGCGACAUUCGCCACGCCGAGCUCCUCUUCGCUAAAAUCCCUGAUCCCAACGCCUACAUCCACAACGCCAUGAUCCGAGGGUACACAAGAUCGAACCUUCCCUCCGCGGCCCUCUCCGUCCUCCGUUGCGUGAUCCGUAAGCGCGCCGAGAUGGAUGGCCGGACCUUCGUGUUCGGACUCAAGGCCUGUGAGCGGAUCUCGGGGAUUUCCGCGGGGGAGAAGGUGCAUUGCGUGAUUAGAAAAUUGGGUUUUGAUGCGGAAUUGCUCGUGGGCAAUGGGUUGGCGCACUUCUAUGCCAAAAAUGGGAUCUUGGCUGAUGCGGAGAAGGUGUUUGAUGAAAUGCGCGAGCGAGAUGUGGUCUCUUGGACUACGAUGAUUGAUGCGUACACGCAGAAUGGCCACCCGGAUGAAGCGUUGAGGCUCUUCUACCGGAUGUUAUUGGCAAAUAUUGAGCCUAACGAAGUUACGCUAAUUACUGUUCUUUCGGCUAUCUCGCAAUUGGGUAUCUUAACAUUGGCUAAGUUGGUGCACAGCUAUAUAGAAACAUGCGAUAUAGAUGCUAGCAUUAAUCUGAUGAAUGCUUUGGUGGAUGCAUAUGGCAAGUUUGGAUGCAUACACUAUGCUAGGGAGGUGUUCGACGCCAUGGCAAUCAAGGACGUGUUUUCUUGGACAAGUAUGCUAAAUGCCUAUGGGAAAUGCGGCAACUUGAAGCUUGCAAUGCAGAUGUUCGAGAGUAUGCCCGAGAGGAAUGCGGUAUCUUGGAGCAGUAUGAUUGCAGCUUAUUCACAGGCAAACCAACCUAAAGAAGCAUUGGACUUGUUCAAUGAGAUGAUUGCAAAAAGCGUGGAACCUCUAGAUGCUACUUUGGUGAGUGUUCUCUCUGCGUGUUCUCAGCUGGGUCGAUUAGGUCUUGGUAGGUGGAUCUAUGAGUAUUACAUAAAUGGAGAAAAGAUUAAACUUAGUACUAAACUAGCGAAUGCCUUUAUAGACAUGUAUGCUAAGUGCGGAGAUGUUGAGGCAGCAGCUAGGUUAUUCGGGGAGAUGCUUGAAAGAGAUAUAGUGACUUGGAACUCAAUGAUUAUGGCAUAUGCAACCCAUGAUUAUUUCAAAGAAUCUCUCGUACUUUUUGAGAAGAUGACAGGAAGUGGAAUCAUCCCAGAUGAUAUCACUUUUGUUGGAGUCCUAUCUGCCUGUAGUCAUGGUGGGUUAGUUUCGGAAGGCCAAAAGCAUUUCAACGACAUGAAGUUGGUCUACAAUUUAGCACCAAAAGCAGAGCACUGUGCAUGUAUGAUAGAUCUGCUUGGCAAAGUUGGGCUUUUGCAAGAAGCUUUCGAGAUGAUAAAAAGCAUGCUGAGGGAGCCAGAUGAGGCAGGUUGGGGUGCUUUUCUAAAUGCUUGUAGAAUGCAUGGAAACAUAGAGUUGGGCAAGUGGGCUGGAAAUAAGCUUUUAGAGUUGGACCCUGGGGACAGCGGAAUAUAUGUGCUUCUGUCGCAACUCUAUGCUACUAAAAAUAGAUGGGAUGAUGUGAAGAAGGUUAGGAUGAUGAUGAGAGAGAAAGGUGUGAAGAAGACUCCCGGUUGUAGCUCGAUGGAGGUAAAUGGGAAGUUUCAUGAAUUCUUUGUUGCGGAUACUUCACAUGUUCGAUCAGAAGAAAUAUAUACGACUUUAAGGAAUAUUUACUUGCACUUAAGGUGGGAGGGUUAUGUUCCCAUCACUUGAUCGGUAUAUGUCAGAUACUGAGGAUUCAGUUGCGAACUUCAAGACUAGCAUUUCGCGAAGGCUAAUUAUAGUCCUGCAUACGUGAACUUGCAAGCAAGUCGAUAAAAAAACUUGCUUUGGAUACAAUAUUUGGAAUUGGAUGAGAUCGGCAAUUGUCUUCUAGGACUAGGUCGAUGAUUUUAUUCUAAAAAUGUAUGUGAGAUGAAUUAUGUGCUCUACAUGACUUAGACUGUCCUCAAGAUGAAUCAUGGGAAGCUCUUCUCUUACAUGGAACAGCGCAGAGUUAUCUAAUCAGAGAAAAUCAUGCAUAGUCUUCCUCUCCUGGUCAUAUCUCCAAAAGAGGACCUUCUAGUUGUGAUCAGUCUCUUUGCAGCUAUAUGUAAAUGUUUCAGAUGCAUGUUGGCGAAAUGCACUUCUGUUGUGUACACAAUUGUUAGCAUCCACACACCAAAAUUUCCAAAUUGUUUGUUCUUCACAUGGGCUAAGGAGAAUGUCGAUGGUCUAAAUUCCUUCUGAUGAUUCAGCAAUACCAUACUCUUGUCUGUUGCUUCAUGGACCAUGUUUGAGAAUUUAAUCUUGCUCGAGUUACAAAGCGAGGCCUGGCUUUUCAAAGAUGCAGUUGCAAAACAGACAGGUACGUAGAAAUCCUAGAUCUCUUCAGGAAUCACAUGUUGUCAAAAUUUACUUGUUAGCUCAUAAUUUAUGGCUAGAUACAGGGAAAAAGGCUAUAUCUGAUUACUCGUACUCAUUUUUAUUUGAACCUUUACUUUAACACUUGUUUAUGAAUCACAUGCAUCAGCACUGUGGUGCUGGAGUUUAAGC
This is a messenger RNA of Ananas comosus (pineapple), 2889 nucleotides long. Its product is annotated as pentatricopeptide repeat-containing protein At2g22410, mitochondrial-like. The transcript has 4 exons. Gene Ontology annotation, biological process: RNA modification. Gene Ontology annotation, molecular function: protein binding; RNA binding. Bases 82 to 2067 code for a protein of 661 amino acids. The record is from RefSeq and is a predicted model, not a curated record. Lineage: Eukaryota; Viridiplantae; Streptophyta; Magnoliopsida; Poales; Bromeliaceae.